CUUUCAUUCCAUAUAUUCGGAUUUUCAUUCCAUAUAUUCAGAGUUUCAUUCCAUAUAUUCAGACUUUCAUUCAAUAUAUUCAGAGUUUCAUUCAAUAUAUUCCGAAAUUUUUUCCUACCGAGCCCCAGAAGGGACAUGUCGGUAUGGCGAAACGACAAUGGAGGACACCCACCUGUACGAGAGUUUUAUUGAGGUUUAUUUUGAAAUCGGCCUAAAACACAAAGACAUUCAAGCAGUGCUUAACAAGAGGCACAGUUUUCACAUAAACGAUACUGCUUUUCGAGCAAGCUGGUUCCAGUGCAAGUUCGGAGCCAGUGUCUGACUGAGCACCAGUUCCUUGUGUUUCCACCAACUAACCACCGGCUCCUGGGGACGCAGCAGUUAUCGGCCAAAACAAUCCCGCUUUGACCGGCUGCAUUCUGUGAUUCUAGCCGGGGCUGCUUCCUUUUCCCCUUCACUCUGUGUUCCAUCUCCUCCAAAGCAUCUGGAUUGGGUUCAGGUCAGGUGACUGUGGAGGCCAGGUCAUCUCCAUCAUCUCCUUCUUGGUCAGAUAGUCCUUCUACAGCCUGGAGGUGUGUUUGGGUUCUUUGUCCUGCUGGAGAAUAAAUGAUGGUCCAACUAAACCAAACCAGAUGGGAUGUCAUGUCGCUGCAGGAUGCUGUGGUAGAACCAUGCUGGUUCAGGGUUCCUUCAGUUUGGAAUAAAUCCCCAACAGUGUCACCAGCAAAGCUCCCCAACACCAUCAUACCUCCUCCUCCAUGCUUCACGAUGGAACCAUGCAUGUAGAGAUCAUCCAUUCACCUUCUCUGGUCUCACGAAGAUAUGGUGGGUAGAACCAAAGAUCUCAGAUUUGGACUCAUCAGACCAGAGCCCAGAUCUCCACUGGUCUAAUGUCCAUUCCUGGUGUUUCUGGGUCCAAACUAAUCUCUGCUGCUUGUUGCUUUUCCUUAGUAGUGGUUUCUGAGCAGCUAUUUGACCAUAAAGGCCUGAUUGGUUCAGUCUCCUCUGAACAGUUGAUCUAGAGAUGUGUCUGCUACUAAAACUCUGUGUGGCAUUUAUCUGGACUCUAAUCUGAGCUGCUGUUAACUUUCCAUUUCUGAGGCUGGAGACUCGGAUGAACUUCUCAGCAGCAGAGGAGACUCUUGGUCUUCCUUUCCUGGGGAGGUCCUCAUGGAGCCAGUUUGGUCGUAGAGCUGGAUGGUUUUAGAGACUGAACUUGGGGAUACAUUCAAAGUCCUUGUAGGUUCCUGGGUAGUUCCUCGAUGGUUCCUGGUGGGUUCCUGGGUAGUUCCUAGAUGGUUCCUGGUAGGUUCCUGGGUAGUUCCUAGAUGGUUCCUGGUAGGUUCCUGGGUAGUUCCUAGAUGGUUCCUGGUAGGUUCAUGGGUAGUUCCUAGAUGGUUCCUGGUAGGUUCCUGGGUAGUUCCUAGAUGGUUCCUGGUAGGUUCAUGGGUAGUUACUAGAUGGUUCCUGGUAGGUUCCUGGGUAGUUCCUAGAUGGUUCUUUGUAGGUUCCCGGGCAGUUCCUAGAUGGUUCCUUGAGGAUUCAUUCAAAGUUUUUUCAGUUUUCUGGACUGACUGACAUUCAGUUCUUAUAGUAAUAAUGGACUGUCAUUUCUCCAACGACAACAACCUGACUCCUGCCCAACACAACUGAUGGUUCCAACCCCAUUACAGUUUUUCUCAAUUCGUAAGACACUGUUCCUGAAAAAUAGCACACAUUUCCCAACACACUGCACACUAUUUUCUUUAUUUGAACACAAUUCACAAAGCACUGCACACUUGUAUAAAAAGUGUACUUUAUUGUCAAAAUCUGAACUUUGUUUCAAAAUUAAGACACACGAAGCAAAACUAGGACACUGCACUGCUAAAUACAAAACACUCUUCUCUCACUGUGUUUUCACAUGAAGUAUAAAAAAUGAUACAGUCCUCAAAAAUGACAACUUCAACACAAAUGCAUCCUAUAAAUGAAUCAGAGGAGUCAUUGCAGUGCCUGACUGUACAUUAUAAAAUAAAAAUAAUGUUAGACUAAAAUACAGCACUGUAUUGUACACAGUACAGUCUGCAGAUAUUUACACCACGUCUGCAUCAAUUCUUUCAGCCUGGUCAGACCUCAGGACCUCAUCAACAGAUCGACCUUCUGCUGAUGGUUUUAGGUUUUAAUCCUCGUUCUUCUUUAUUCCAUUUACUUUGUGUAAAGCUCCAGUUUCACAGAGCAUGAUACUGCCACCACCAUGCUUAAUGGCAGGUUUGGUGUUCUUGGGGUAAAAAAAUCUAAGACCCGUCCAUGACAGUCUUAAACCAGUCCUGAACCAGUCCUUAAAAGUCUGAGUAGAUACUCAGUCUUCCAGGUCAUGGUAAUUGUAGGAGCUUCAGUAGAACUAAACUGGACAUGUUUCGUAGGUUCUUGAAGAUGUUUCACCUCUCAUCGAGGAGGCUUCUUCUGUUCAUCUUCUUCAACUGAAGAAGCCUCUUGGAUGAAUCUGAUUGAAGAACGAACUGAAAGAAAAGUUCUGAUCAUGAUUCUGUUCGUCUCUUCAACAGCUCAACACAUCAAGUUGAUCGCAGCUAAAAUUAACGUGUUUCCCAACGCUGAAGGAACAAAUGGUUCUAUCAUAUGUUCCUUUGGUUCCUCUGGAGGCCGGAAAUUCUUCUGUAGGAGAGAAUGUAAAGAGGAAGAUGUCCUGAUUAAAACUGAUGAGGACACAUCUCAGAACGGCAGAUACAGCGUCCAGUACGAACACAAAUCAGCCCAGAGAGGGUUUCUGACUGUGAACAUCGCUCAGCUGAUCAAGUCCGACUCAGGACGGUACCGAUGUGGUUUGGGCGGAUCCCUGGUUCCUCAGAGAUAUGUGGACUUUGACAUUAAGGUUACUGAUGGCUGGUUCACCACUAUUUACACCAAGUUCCUGCAGUGGAAAAUGACCAGGAACAGUCAUCUGUAAACGUGGAAGGGGAUCUCCAGCAACACUUAUCAGGUACUUGUAAUGCUGUGUACCAUCUCUGACCAAUUCUAGAGUUUUUUUUCUUUUCUAACCCUUCAGCCUCUCUUAGGAAAGACUUGGAAUAAGCACAAAUGCAUUUUUGAUUCAUACAGAUGCGACUUCACCUCAGUUUGAACUGAUUUACAGAUGCACCACCAGUAAAUGCUGUAUCUGGAAGACAACAAGAGGCAGCUUUCCACUGGAGGAACUCUGCUGUGCAAGAUUUAACAGUUUGAAGUGGGUAGAAAACCAGCAACAAGUAGCAGUUCCUGGACCUCAUGCCAGUUCUAAGUAGGAAAUGGAACAACAGAGAAGAAUGUAAGGACAUCACAAGCAGAAACAAGAGGUAAUAGUGACCAGUGUAAAGUAGAAGAAGUUUGUACCGCAGUAUGAAUACUUUUUUUUUUUUUUUUUUUUUUUAA
This is a messenger RNA of Amphiprion ocellaris (clown anemonefish), 3402 nucleotides long. RefSeq names its product polymeric immunoglobulin receptor-like. NCBI's taxonomy places the organism in Eukaryota, Metazoa, Chordata, Actinopteri, Pomacentridae. The record is from RefSeq and is a predicted model, not a curated record. The transcript is spliced from 2 exons. Bases 2474 to 2941 code for a protein of 155 amino acids.